Messenger RNA from Ricinus communis (castor bean), 5456 nucleotides. RefSeq names its product probable phosphoinositide phosphatase SAC9. Bases 248 to 5155 code for a protein of 1635 amino acids. Lineage: Eukaryota; Viridiplantae; Streptophyta; Magnoliopsida; Malpighiales; Euphorbiaceae. The record is from RefSeq and is a predicted model, not a curated record. The transcript has 14 exons. Gene Ontology annotation, molecular function: phosphatase activity; protein binding.
ACCGUACCGUAUGCGAUUUUAAUUUCUAUUUUCUUCGUCUUUUAUUCUUUAAACUUUUUCUUUUUUAAGAAAAACAUACUACUUUUCUCCACUUAUUUCCAUUGAAACUCUCUCUUUCUCUCAAAUCCUUGCAUCUCUUUGUUCGCGAUCAGUCCCGUUCUGUUUUGUUGAGUAUUUGUUAUAUAUUCGUCACGGAUGCUAAAACCUGGAGCUUUCACUAGCUGUUAAACAACUUCAUUAAGUGCGCAUGGAAUCACCUGUUGGUGGUUCAAGACACACAUCUGUCGUCGUUGUGACAUUGGAUUCUGGUGAAGUAUACAUUGUUGCGAGCUUGUCCUCCAGGACUGACACUCAGGUCAUAUAUAUUGAUCCAACAACAGGGGCACUUCGCUACAGUGGGAAACUUGGAUACGACGUCUUCAAAUCUGAAGAUGAAGCUUUAGAUUAUAUUACAAAUGGAUCUCGGUGGCUAUGUAGGAGUACAACUUAUGCAAGGGCAAUUUUAGGUUAUGCUGCCCUAGGAAGCUUUGGAUUGCUUCUUGUAGCUACGAAGUUAACGGCCAGCAUUCCGAAUUUGCCUGGCGGAGGUUGUGUCUAUACAGUGACGGAGAGCCAAUGGAUUAAGAUAUCACUUCAAAAUCCUGAGCAGCAAGGUAAAGGAGAAGUAAAGAAUAUUCAAGAGUUAACUGAGCUUGAUAUUGAUGGGAAGCACUAUUUCUGUGAGACUAGAGAUAUAACUCGAGCUUUUCCGAGCCCCAGCCCCUUAGAAAAGCCUGAUGAUGAAUUUGUCUGGAAUGGAUGGUUUUCUGCAUCUUUCAGAAACAUUGGGCUUCCACUACAUUGUGUCACUCUUCUGCAGGGCUUUGCAGAAUCUAGAAGUUUUGGAAGCUUGGGUCAGUUAGAAGGGAUUGUUGCUCUUACAGCUCGUCGUAGUAGGCUGCAUCCUGGCACCCGAUACUUGGCUAGGGGGUUAAAUUCAUGUUUUAGCACAGGAAAUGAAGUGGAGUGUGAGCAACUUGUAUGGGUGCCUAAAAGGACUGGUCAAAGUGUUCCUUUCAACACUUACAUCUGGCGAAGGGGGACUAUUCCAAUCUGGUGGGGUGCAGAACUAAAGAUUACUGCAGCAGAAGCAGAAAUUUAUGUUUCAGAUAGGGAUCCUUAUAAAGGAAGCUCACAAUACUAUCAGAGGUUGAGUAGACGAUAUGAUGCUCGAAGUUUUGAUGCAACUUUUGGAGGAAGUCAGAAGAAAAAAGCCUUUGUUCCCAUUGUAUGCAUCAAUCUGCUGAGGAAUGGAGAAGGAAAAUCAGAAUGUCUCCUAGUUCAGCAUUUUGAGGAAUCAUUGAACUACAUCAGAUCAACUGGAAAACUUCCUUAUACUCGAGUACAUUUAAUAAAUUAUGACUGGCAUGCUAGUGUGAAACUAAAAGGUGAACAGCAAACAAUUGAGGGAUUGUGGAAACUUCUCAAAGCACCUACUAUGGCUAUAGGCAUUUCUGAAGGGGACUAUUUACUUUCACGGCAACGACUUAAUGAUUGCAGAGGUGAAAUCAUCUACAAUGAUGAUUUUGCAGGUGCCUUCUGCUUAAGAUCACAUCAAAAUGGAGUUAUACGUUUUAACUGUGCAGAUUCUCUAGAUAGAACAAAUGCUGCUAGUUACUUUGGUGCUCUCCAAGUUUUUGUGGAGCAAUGCAGGAGAUUGGGCAUAUCACUGGAUAGUGAUUUGGGAUAUGGCUAUCAAUCAGUUGGUGACCAUGGUGGAUAUAGUGCUCCAUUGCCACCGGGCUGGGAGAAACGUUCUGAUGCUGUAACUGGGAAGACAUAUUAUAUUGAUCAUAACACCAGGACCACAACAUGGAAUCAUCCUUGCCCAGAUAAGCCUUGGAAGAGAUUUGAUAUGAUGUUUGAGGAGUUCAAGCAGUCAACAAUUUUAUCUCCUGUGUCUCAGUUAGCUGAUCUUUUUCUUCUUGCUGGAGAUAUCCACGCUACACUUUAUACUGGUUCUAAAGCUAUGCAUAGCCAAAUUCUUAGCAUAUUCAAUGAAGAAGCAGGAAAGUUUAAACAGUUUUCUGCUGCACAGAAUAUGAAAAUUACUUUACAAAGAAGAUAUAAAAAUGCAGUGGUGGAUAGCUCUCGUCAGAAGCAGUUGGAAAUGUUUCUUGGAAUGAGACUGUUCAGGCAUCUUCCAUCAAUUCCAGUUAAACCUCUGAAUGUACCUUCUCGACCAUCUGGUUUCUUUCUAAAGCCAGCUGCCAACAUAUUUCCUAGUGGAUCCAGUCUUCUGAGCUUUAAAAGAAAAGAUCUCAUAUGGGUUUGCCCACAAGCUGCUGAUGUGGUUGAACUUUUUAUCUAUCUUGGUGAGCCUUGUCAUGUAUGUCAGCUUCUUCUAACUGUAUCUCACGGGGCAGAUGAUUCAACUUUUCCGUCAACAGUUGAUGUGAGGACAGGACGCCACCUAGAUGGGCUUAAACUUGUUGUGGAGGGUGCUUCAAUACCUCAGUGUGUCAAUGGGACAAACCUUUUGAUACCAUUACCUGGACCAAUUAGUGCAGAAGAUAUGGCUAUCACUGGAGCUGGUGCACGUCUUCAUGCUCAAGAUACACCCAUCCUUCCACUAUUGUAUGAAUUCGAAGAAGUAGAGGGAGAAUUGGACUUCCUUACUCGUAUAGUGGCUAUUACAUUUUAUCCUGCUGUUUCUGGAAGAAGUCCUUUGACUCUUGGUGAGAUAGAAUUUCUUGGAGUUUCUCUUCCAUGGGGAGGCAUAUAUAAUAAUCAAGGUUCUGGUGCAAGAGUAGCAGAACUUGCCAAAAAAAUUCAGGAGGAGACUAAUCCAUUCUUGUCUAGCACCAACAAUAAUUCAUUAUCUGGCACUUGUUUAUCUGCUGAACCUGUGACAGCAUCAAUACAACAAAGUGCUUCUGCAGAUUGGCUUGAUCUUUUGACAGGAGGGGAUGCAUUCUCUGAGCCCAUCUCUCAUCCACUACAGCAAAAUAAUAUCCAAGAGGGAAGUGAUUUGCUUGAUUUCUUAGACAACGCUGUAGUUGAAUUUCAUGGUGCUGAAACUGAUAAGAAAUUCUCUUCAUCACAAGAUGCAAAGCCUACGGAUAGUGCGCAGCAGUAUAUAAAUUGUCUAAAGACCCUUGCAGGGCCAAAAAUGACACGAAAAUUAGACUUUAUGGAAGCUAUGAAACUUGAAAUUGAAAGGCUUCGUCUGAAUCUUGCUGCCGCGGAAAGGGAUAGAGCUUUGUUGUCCAUGGGGAUUGAUCCUGCUACAAUUAAUCCAAAUGCAUUAAUUGAUGAAUCAUACAUGGGAAGAUUGUGCAGGGUGGCAAACACCCUUGCUUUACUUGGACAAACUUCACUUGAGGACAAAAUAAAUGCUGCUAUUGGUCUUGGGACUAUAGAUGAUAAUGUGAUAAAUUUCUGGAAUGUUACUGCAAUUGGGGAUAGUUGUUCUGGUGGCAUGUGCGAGGUGCGUGCUGAAUCAAAGGCACCAGUACAUGCAUCCUCUCUGACAUCCUCUGCAGGAGCUUCGCAAUCUAUUUUGCUGUGUUCUGAAUGUGAAAGAAAGGUUUGUAAAGUUUGUUGUGCUGGGAAAGGAGCCUUGUUGCUUGUGAGUAGUAAUUUGAGGGAUGGUGCAAAUUAUAAUGGUCUAGCAAGUCAGGGUGGGUCAAGCCAUGGCACCCAAGUUGAUAUUUCCACUAGUCGUUCGGUAGCCCUGGAUAGUGUUAUUUGUAAAAGAUGCUGCCACGAUAUUAUCCUUGAUGCAUUGGUCUUGGACUAUUUGAGAGUCUUAAUUAGUCAGCGAAGAAUGGAUCGUGCAGAUAGCGCUGCAUGUAAAGCUUUCAAUCAUGUUAUAGGAUCUUCCUUGAAGGGCAGUGUUUAUGAUGAAGGUCAGUCAUCUGAUAGUCAACGAGCUGUUAAAGUGCAACAGUUACUUUCUGGGGAAGAGUCACUAGCGGAAUUUCCAUUGGCUAGCUUCUUAUACUCGGUUGAAACUGCAACAGAUUCAGCACCAUUCUUCUCAUUACUUGCUCCACUAGAUUCUGGGUCAUGGCAUUCGUAUUGGAAAGCUCCUCCAACUACCAAUUCUGUUGAAUUUGUCAUUGUUCUCAGUAGCCUCUCUGAUGUCAGUGGAGUUAUCAUGCUUGUUAGUCCAUGUGGUUAUUCUGCAGCUGAUGCUCCUACCGUCCAAAUCUGGGCAAGCAAUAAAAUACAGAAGGAAGAAAGGUCAUGCAUGGGAAAAUGGGAUGUUCAAUCCCUGACCCAAUCUUCCUCAGAAAUAUAUGGUCCUGAAAAGUUGGGUAGAGAUAAUAAAGUGCCUAGGCACAUAAAAUUUUCCUUUAAGAAUUCUGUUAGAUGUCGAAUCCUUUGGAUAACUUUACGUCUACAGCGACCUGGAUCAAGUUCUGUUAAUUUUGAGAAAGAUUUCAAUCUUUUAUCACUAGAUGAAAACCCUUUUGCACAAGUGAAUCGACGUGCCUCUUUUGGUGGAUCAAUUGAAAAUGAUCCUUGUCUUCAUGCUAGAAGGAUAUUAGUCGUUGGAAGUCCUGUCAGAAAAGAGAUGGGACUUGAAUCACAAGGCCCUGACCAGAUGAAAUUUAACAGCUGGCUGGAAAGGGCUCCACAGUUGAACAGAUUCAAGGUUCCAAUUGAGGCUGAGAGGCUAAUGGACAAUGAUCUUGUCUUGGAACAAUAUUUGCCUCCUGCUUCUCCUACGGUUGCCGGAUUUCGGCUUGAUGCUUUCACUGCAAUAAAACCUCGAGUUACUCAUUCUCCAUCUUCAGAUAUGGAUGCAUGGGAUGCGUCUAUAACAUUUUUGGAGGACAGACAUAUCUCUCCAGCUGUGUUAUAUAUACAAGUUUCUGCACUCCAGGAACCACACAACAUGGUAACUAUAGGUGAAUAUCGAUUGCCAGAGGCUAAGGGUGGAACUGUUAUGUACUUUGAUUUUCCCAGACAGUUGCAGACACGCAGAAUUUUGUUCAAGCUUCUUGGGGAUGUUAUGAUGUUUACAGAUGACCCAGCAGAACAGGAUGAUUCUGGUUUAAGAGCUUCACCUUUGGCUGCGGGGUUGUCUUUGUCAAAUAGGGUAAAGUUAUAUUACUAUGCUGAUCCUUAUGAACUUGGAAAAUGGGCUAGUCUUUCUGCAAUUUGAUUAUCAUUUAUGCACGAGAGAAGGGGUCGUCAAGCAUGAUUGCUUGUAGCAUGUCAUUUUAUAGUUUUCUAAAAUCAUUACUUUUUUCUUUUUUCUUUCUGUGUUGUUGUAUAUUAGGUACACGAAAUUAGUGUGAAAUUUAUUGAUGUAAUAAUGUCAGUGGUGUUGGGGAAUCACCAUAACAUCUCUUCCAUCCAAGAGAAAUUUUGUAUAAGUACAUAAAUUCUUUGCUUUGAAUUCAUCAUAGUAUUUGAUUAGAAGAAUCAUCGUCAUGGCAAUGCCCAUUGGCCCUUGUUGUCCA